AUGUUUUCGGAGUAUGCAUCUCGAUUUUUAGCCCAGUCCCAGUCGCGGCUCACCUCGCAACCUGACGGUAAUCGCACGCGAGGUGAUCGUCAUGGACGGCCACAGUCGAAUUUUCCUAGGUACAACGUCGCACGCGCGUACUUGACCCGAAACGAGAACCCUUACAAUCCUGCUGCCUCGCAAACUUCGAAUUUCCCCUUUUCGUCCAGAUCAUUCGCCCAACCCGCGCCCCUCUUUUAUAGCACCACCGAUGAGUUUCGAGAGGAAGACGACGAACACGAGCGUGAGCGAGAGGUUGCAGAUUACUAUGCCUUGCAAAAGUCACGCCGACAUUUUAGCAAUAGCCACAUGGAGGAGUCUUCCGAGCUCGACGACGACGACGAUGCCAUGCGGUCGCAGAACUCUCAGCCUGAAGGCGGACGAUAUUCUGGUCCUUUUGCAGGAAAUGGCAUCAAAAGCUCAUGGCGAGAUGAUACAAUCGGCGCCAAAUCUCGUGUUAUGGGAAUUCCAUCCAUAGCAAACGUGGACGAAGGGGACGAGCGUAGUGAGCCCGACGAGGAGGGCUCUGCUGGCAAAGGAAAAAUGGUUGACGUCGGGCUUGAUGAUCCGACGAGAACGGCAUUGGGCGAAUCAACCAACAGUGCUUCGAAUUUUAUUGGCAAUGAUGCUCCAGUCCAGAAAUUUCGCCGGCAGCCUGAGCUAUCGAGCAGUGACUAUAUGGAAGACCAAUCGACAUUCGCACCACAAGAUGACAAACAACAUCUGCUCCAACCGCGACGACCCUCUAGCUCUCAAGGGUCGUCAAGCAUCCCCUCUAUAACACAGGCAGAGGCAGAGGCUCCAGCACACGACGUUUUCUGGGGGCACCUUUUUCUGUUGUCGCUUAUCGGUCUAUUCGCAACGGCGUUCCUAGUAUACUUGCAUACGGCAGUACCUUCCGAUAGCAAAUGGAAGCUGGGCGAUACAAUUUAUACCACAAUCCACAAAUCUUACUUUUUGCUUGGCAUCUAUACCCUCAUUUCUGUUUUGGUCUCGUUAUUGUGGCUUGCUCUAUUACGCGCUUAUGUUCGAUUUCUUGUCUAUACUAUGAUUAUCGUUGUCCCGGUGAUUUUAUAUUCCUUUUCACUUUACCCCUUCAUCUCGAGCUUUAGUGGCUCUUGGAAAGGUGAGAGCAUCCAAGACAAAAUGAUGCGAUGGGGCUCUAUUAUACCGUUUAUCCUGUCGAAUCUCUGGGUUUACGCUGUUAUUCGCAACCGCCACGCGACUGGGAAGGCUAUCAGCAUCCUGGAGUUCGCAUGCCGAGUCUUGGCUGCAAAUCCAGCACUUCUUGCUCUUGGCCUAGUCACUCUAGCCAUCACCAUUUCGUGGACCUGGCUAUGGAUGAUCAUGUUUACCCGAGUCUUCCUAGCCGGACAUAUCGACUCGGGCUAUUUCGUGAUCAACGCCGGUAGCUGGUGGCUGGGGAUUUACUUUGUCCUUGUUUAUCUCUGGUCUCUCGGUGUUAUCGCUGGUAUUCAACGAGCUGUGACAGCAGCGACAGUGAGCCAGUGGUACUUCCACCGCUUAACAGUCCCGAACCCGACAUCUUCUCAAGUUGUGAAAGCUGCAAUCACCCACGCUGUGACAACACUUUUUGGCACGAUAUCUUUAUUCUCCCUUGUCGCCUUGCUACUCAGACUACCAAUCAUAGUUCUACCUCGACGCCUUUCAUCAAUCAUUGCGAUAUUCGCCUAUUCACUUAUCCCUACGCCUGUGGCAGCUCUCGUCAACCCACUGUCAUUGACAUAUGCUGCCAUCCACUCUCAACCGCUUGCCCAAUCAGCUCGCGGCCUCACCCAGUUGACCGUCUUUUCGUCGUUUACUACUUCAACGCUCUAUCCGCCAUCGAUUUCCCGAGACUCGGGUGACAAGUCUGCGUUGCUCCCAUAUCGACUGUCAAGAUUGAUAUUGCAUGCCUGUCGGUUCGCCAUGUCGUUGGCCCUCGGAUUCGGCGGAUGGGUAACCACAGCCCGCAGUCUCGACGUGGCUGGAAACAGCUCCAUUCGCGGAAGUUUGUAUGCCUAUGUUAUCGGGCUGAUAGCGUCUGCUAUCGGCUGGGGAGUUCUGGGUGCAAUGGAAAACGUACUCGCUUGUGUCGUUGACGCUGCCAUCAUGUGCUGGGCCAGCGAAGUUGGAAACUCCGGCCGAGAAGCUCGGUACUGCCGCGAGGCAGAAUGGCUAUUCCGAGACGGGGCUAUUUCAGGAAUGGCGGUCCCCGGUCGCUGGGACAAUGUUUGA
This is a messenger RNA of Talaromyces rugulosus, 2277 nucleotides long. RefSeq lists its product as uncharacterized. The transcript is spliced from 2 exons. The record is from RefSeq and is a predicted model, not a curated record. The coding region runs from base 1 to 2277 and encodes 758 amino acids. Lineage: Eukaryota; Fungi; Ascomycota; Eurotiomycetes; Eurotiales; Trichocomaceae. Gene Ontology annotation, biological process: transmembrane transport. Gene Ontology annotation, molecular function: transmembrane transporter activity. Gene Ontology annotation, cellular component: plasma membrane.